Colletotrichum abscissum is the source of this 609-nucleotide messenger RNA. Its product is annotated as ribosomal protein L13. The transcript is spliced from 5 exons. Gene Ontology annotation, cellular component: cytosolic large ribosomal subunit; ribosome. Bases 1 to 609 code for a protein of 202 amino acids. The record is from RefSeq and is a predicted model, not a curated record. Gene Ontology annotation, molecular function: structural constituent of ribosome; mRNA binding. Gene Ontology annotation, biological process: translation; negative regulation of translation. Lineage: Eukaryota; Fungi; Ascomycota; Sordariomycetes; Glomerellales; Glomerellaceae.
AUGUCUUCUUUCGAGCCGGUGGUCGUCAUCGACGGCAAGGGCCAUCUCCUUGGUCGUCUUGCCUCCAUCGUCGCCAAGCAGCUUCUCAACGGCCAGAAGAUCGUCGUUGUCCGCACCGAGGCCCUCAACAUCUCUGGCGAGUUCUUCCGUGCCAAGCUCAAGUACCACGCCUACCUGCGCAAGAUGACCCGUUACAACCCGACUCGCGGUGGUCCCUUCCACUUCCGCGCCCCGUCGCGUAUCUUCUACAAGACCGUCCGUGGCAUGAUCCCCCACAAGACUGCUCGCGGUGCCGCCGCUCUUGAGCGCCUCAAGGUCUUCGAGGGUGUUCCCCCUCCCUACGACAAGCAGAAGAAGAUGGUCGUCCCCCAGGCCCUCCGUGUCCUGAGACUGCAGCCCGGCCGCAAGUUCUGCACCGUUGGCCGUCUCUCCCACGAGGUCGGCUGGAAGUACCAGGACGUCGUUGCCAGACUCGAGGAGCGCCGCAAGGCCAAGGGUGCUGCCUACUACGAGCGCAAGAAGGUCGCUCAGCGCCAGCUCACCGACGCGAAGAAGAACGCCAAGGUCGACCAGAAGACGGCGCAGGCCCUCGAGGCCUUCGGCUACUAA